AUGGAGCGGGUGAACACAGCGAGCCUGUGCCUGGAGAACCUGCUCAUGAUGCAGGAGAACGAGCGGCUGCGGAGGCAGGCGCAGCAGCUGGACCAGGAGAACAAGGCACUCCUCGCCCAGCUCAAGCAGCAGCAGCAGGGCGCCGGCGGCCCUUCCGGUUCCGCUUCUGCCGCCGCCGGUGGCGCCUCUGCUGCUGCCACCGCGAACCAUCCCCACCACAAGGCAAAGGCGGCCGGCAAGCAGCCCAACUUCUGGAGCAUGCUUGCAUAUUGUUAUGACGAUGAGCCAGAUUUAGCAGCAUUUUGUGGUUCAGUGUAA
This is a messenger RNA of Sorghum bicolor (sorghum), 318 nucleotides long. Its product is annotated as protein LITTLE ZIPPER 3-like. Lineage: Eukaryota; Viridiplantae; Streptophyta; Magnoliopsida; Poales; Poaceae. Bases 1 to 318 code for a protein of 105 amino acids. The transcript is spliced from 2 exons. The record is from RefSeq and is a predicted model, not a curated record.